CCAAAACCCAUUUCAUUAUUUCGGGGACACACCCAACCCAAAUCGAUCUGUCUGUGUGAGUUAAAUUGAACUCCUAACUCUUGUCCUUCGGAAGUUAAACAUAGUCUGGGAUAGUUGAUCACUUCAUCACUGCUAAGUAUCAUGGCUGGUAAAGCUGAGGAACCAGUUAAUGAGCAAGCAGUUGCCACCAUAUAUGGAAACAUGAGGGCUGACAUUAACCAAGUUUACUCAAAAAUUACGGAACUAGAGAUGGAGGUCAGUGAGCACUCACUGGUAAUCAAUGCCAUAAAGCCUCUAGAUCAGUCUCGUCGGUGUUACCGCAUGAUUGGUGGUGUGCUGGUUGAGAGAACCAUAAAAGAGGUUUUGCCAGCUGUCCAACACAAUAAGGAGGGGCUUGAGAUGGUGAUUGCUCGACUUAAUGAGGCAUUGGAAAAGAAAAAGAAGGAAAUGGCCGACUUUGAAGCUAAAUACAAAAUCAGGAUCAAGAAAGGCGAUGAAGUGAAGGACGAUGCCAGCAAGAAGGAAGGCUCAGCACAAGGGGUACUUGUUGGUCCAGCAGGGGCUACUGAACCAAACUAGUUUGUCAUAUAAAUAUCGGUCCUACCUGAUCACUCAGAACCCGAUAUGUGUCAUCAGAUAUUGAUAUCCUUUUAUAGAUUUUGAGGAUUCCAGUGUAAAAUGUAUAAUUUCACUUUUUAAAAUUUUGUUUCCCCUUUAAUGGAGGCCUAUAGAACUUAGGUUUGGCUGAAACAUUAUUAGAUGGUUGGUUUAUCCUGUUUUCAAGCUCAUUAGUCAUGAAUGUUUGUUAUGUUGUUUAUUGCAUC
Daucus carota subsp. sativus is the source of this 824-nucleotide messenger RNA. Its product is annotated as prefoldin subunit 2. Gene Ontology annotation, cellular component: cytoplasm; prefoldin complex. The record is from RefSeq and is a predicted model, not a curated record. The coding region runs from base 142 to 579 and encodes 145 amino acids. Gene Ontology annotation, molecular function: protein folding chaperone. Lineage: Eukaryota; Viridiplantae; Streptophyta; Magnoliopsida; Apiales; Apiaceae. Gene Ontology annotation, biological process: protein folding. The transcript has 2 exons.